Molecule: messenger RNA, 2094 nt
Organism: Synchytrium microbalum
Lineage: Eukaryota; Fungi; Chytridiomycota; Chytridiomycetes; Synchytriales; Synchytriaceae
Exons: 11
Coding region: 1-2094 (697 amino acids)
Molecular function (GO): acyltransferase activity
Source: RefSeq, a predicted model, not a curated record
AUGAAGAGGAGCGCCAGGGACGUGUAUCUACGCGUCACUCACGUCAAAUUAUCGCAUUCAUGCCGUGGUCUGGCUUCUACUUCAUCCGUUAAUAACACGGUCAAGACCUUCUCUCAGCAAUCCAAGGUUCCUCGUCUGCCCAUCCCAUCACUCGCUGAAUCAACAUCAAAAUAUCUGGCUUCCUUCGAGCCAUUCCACCCAAAGGGUUCAGAUCAAUACAAUAAUCUAAAUCAGAUCGUACAGGACUUUUGCAAGCCGGAUGGACUCGGCACUACUUUGCAAAGCAGACUCAUUGAAUACGAAAAAACACAACCUAACUCGUGGCUGGAAGAGAUUUGGUUAAAAUAUGCCUACCUGAUGUGGAGGUAUCCAAGCAUGAUCAAUGUGAAUUGGUGGUGCCAGUUCAGAGAUCAUCCAGGUCAACCGCCAGAACUACUAUCCAAACCACCACCAAAAGGUGUAUUAUCCGCCUUCCAAAUACAGAGAGCCGCUGGUCUCAUUCAAAACACACUCACAUUCAAGGAAUCUAUAGACAAUCAAACACUAUCAAUCGACUCUACAAAAGCUAAAGAUGGUUCACGAACACCAAUGUGCAUGAACCAAUAUAAGAAUCAAUUUGGAGCUACCAGAAUGCCUGGCGCUCCAAUAGAUGAAAUAUUGACUCAGUAUCCUGCCACUGGUAAACACAUUAUCGUCAUGUGUCGAGAUCAAAUGUAUCGUGUGGAUGUAUAUACUGCAAGUGGUGAACGCGUGCCUGUCAAGGAACUCAUGAGGCAGCUGUUUGUUGUCGGACAGCAAAGCUUGGACGACUCAUCGCAACCUCCUAUUGGUGUAUUGACUGGUGGUGAUCGAGAUGUGUGGUUCAAGGCAUACACGCAAUUAGUAGAAACAUCACCACAAAACAAGCAAAAUUUUGAAACUAUCAAGCAAGCUCUAUUUGUGCUAUGUCUCGAUGACUAUUCCACAUCACAAAACUUAGAUGCGUCUCAUCAUCAAAUCUUCCAUGGUAUGGAUGCACACAAUCGAUACUUUGACAAGGCUAUUGAAAUUGUGGUUGCUAAUUCUGGUCGUGCUGGUGUUAAUGGAGAGCACACACCUGCAGAUGCUGUAAUACCGGGUCGAUUCAUGGACUUUAUCUUGUCAAAUGAACCCGCUGCUGAUCCGGCCAAUGUUUCAUCUGCGGCUCUACCACCAAUCCAAAAGUUAGAAUGGCAGACGACUCCAUCAGUGAUGCAAGCUAUCGAGUCUGCUGGCAAGAUUUGUAAGGAAUUAAUUGACAACACUUCCAGUGUCUUGUUACAUUAUGAUAUCUAUGGAGGUCGUUAUAUCAAGGAAGUUGCCAAAACUGCUCCUGAUUCCUUUGUUCAAAUGGCACUACAACUAGCAUGGAGACGAAUGCAUCAAGACCCAACAGCUGUCUAUGAAUCUGCUUCUACUCGUUCCUUCCUACAUGGUAGGACAGAGACCAUACGAAGUCUGUCCAAAGAAUCAUGGCAGUUUGCUUGUAAUUUCGAUAAUGAUGAUGUGCUGUAUGCAGACAAACGCCGAGACUUUGCAACAGCCAUAGCCACACACCGUAAAUACCAAAAAGAUGCAUCAACCGGCAAUGGAAUUGAUCGUCAUUUCCUCGGUUUACGAGCCAUGAUGGACGCAUCUGAACAAUCAUCCUCACCACCCUUCUUCAGUGACCCAGCAUUCGCAUUAACAUCCAAAUAUCGUUUAUCAUCGUCAAACAUGUCGCCUGGUGACUGGUUUUAUGGUGGAUUUGGACCCGUGUAUGAAGAUGGAUAUGGAAUUAAUUAUGCUAUUGGGAAUGAUGGGAUCAAGUUUUCCAUUAGUGGGAAUUUGAAGUGUAGGGAGACUCGAGUUAGAGAGUUUAGGAGUACGCUGGAGAGGACUUUGACAGAUAUGAUGAUUUUGUUUCCUAAGAGGACCGAAGUAUGGGGCUUUGGAUGGCAGCGCGCGCACGCCCGUGAGCGCCAAGACCAGAUAUAUCUUGCUAUGAUGAAGAAUCUGUCUGAUCAGUAUAUUGAGAAGAAGGAUGUACUGAAGGAAAAGUAUAGUGGUGCCAAACCUAACAAGAAGGAAAAGUAG